AUGCAUUCCCUCGUCGCUGGUUACCCUCAGGAAUUGCUCUCUACGAUCUGCGCUCGAGUGUAUUGGGCCGGGUUCCCCCCUCUGAUAUCUUCCCUCGAUCCUCUCCUAGGCGACGGACAUGACGCACCAACCCACCUACCCAGCUCGUUUCCUCAGGCCGCAUGGUCAGAAAGCAUAUCUCGCAAAACACUUGCGUUCCUCUGCUCUGUCAGCCGCGCCUGGUACGCUGCCGCCAAGCCCUGGCUAUGGCACCGGGUCGAAGUACGGCUACCCUAUACCUGGCUCGCCCUCCUGGACGUUAUCGCGACGGAGGACUGGGAGGAUCUAACAGCUGAAGGUGCUGCUCUGGUCGUCGGACCUUUCAUCCGGGAGAUUACACACGCUGCCUUGGCAGCGAAGCCCACGGCGUCUUCAUCAAAGGAGGAGGCCGAGAUGCUGGAGCGCAGGAUAUUCGCCAGCCUCAGCUUGCCGGACAUAUCUAUACCCCCCGAACUCUUGUCCCCACCGGCCUCUCGAGACCCUAGUCCCCGUAGACUACGGAGACAAAGCAAAAGCCCAACGCGAUGGAGGUUUAUGCGUUCUCUAAGCGAUGCCGUGAUGACCGUCAUUCAGCGCGAGCAGCCCGAAGUAUACGUACCGUCGUUUCAGGAUGUCCAUCCCGGUCGACACGUCUUCCAUCUUAACUUUAAUCAUUUCCGCACAGUCGGUAUGCGACGAUCCGUUGACGAGGGCAUACAUCGUCGUUUCGUCACAGAUGUCCGUCUCGAGGCUGUCUUGAAGGCGAGCAGGGAGAUGCCCAACCUGCGGGUUUUUGGAGCCACCGAGUAUAUGGAUGGCGCGCUCACGUUCCCAGUACUGGAGGAGCUUUUCAUGAGGGGCCCGACGGAGUCGGAUGCUUCUGCACGCGGGCGGUCCCGUAUUGCCGUACCGCACACUACACCCGAGGAUGAGGAUCGCGAUCGAUGGGCGCAAUGCAGCGCAUUAGAGGCAGUCGACUUGACAGGUUGCGUCAGUUCCGUCUUCGUCGCCGCCCUCACGGAGUUCGUGAACCUCCAUCUCAGGAACACCGAGCAGCGGCGACUGUCGAAUUCACCAUUUACCGCGGGAGGCGCCGAACGAGCGUCGCCGGGGCGGGAGAACAGGCCCUUAGUGACGCUGCGCGGGAUUAAGCGGUUGGGCAUGCGCGGGACGAAGUCCAUCCCCGCGGACGUCUUCAGCACGUUCGUACUGUCAAUGCCACAUCUGACGCACCUAGAUUUGUCAUGCACGCGGAUCACCCCUGACCUCCUUUCGUUGCUGGCUAAGUCUUCCACCGUUCAUCUGCACACGCUCUCGCUGGAACGGUGCACUCGCCUCACCGGUGAGAGCAUACGCUCUUUCCUCGUCUCCGCUCCCGCGGCGCGUCAUAUCCGCGAGUUGAACCUCUACGGCGACGGCACAUUUCCUUCGCCUCUGUCUGCUGAGGACGUGCGGGAGAUCUUCGAAACCGCACCGUGCUUCACGUCCCGUUCCCUCGUGUACUUGGAUGUGUCGAGCGCCCCGCUCGAUGCAGAACUGCUCACGAAGGUCUUGCCACCGCAGCCCUUCCUGCGGUCGCUUGGUCUGGCGCACAUUCCGAAUCUGGAGCUCGUCCACAUCCGCAAGUUCCUCGAGGAGAAGGCCGCCGAUACUGAGGUGCUGACCCUGGUCGGCACCUCGCCUGAACUUGGCUACGGGCGGGAACGCGUUUCCGUCAGGCAAGCCUCGCUCUCGCUUCAUACGGGCCUCAUCACGCCCCUCUGCCGACCGCCAUUUUCGUUGUCUGCGAACCUGCCGCAGCCGCCCACGCGUCUGCGCGUGGUGGAGCUGUCGAUUCCGCUUCUGAGCGGGCUAGGUGGUGGCGCGGGGUCUUGGAGGGUUAUUCGAAGCAAGGGUGGCAGGGGUUGGUACGUAGACACCGGGAGCGGAUGGAUCGGUGCUGCUUCGGGCGAGGACGGGCAGGGGUCAGGCGACAAGCCGAUGCUGGCUAGAGAUCUGCCUGUGGGUCAUCCGUGGAGGGUCGAACUCGAAAAUCUGGCGAACGCGAACGGGAACGUGAGUAGUGGCGUGGGUUGGCAUGCGAGGAAGAUGGAAGUGUUGCACGGACAUGGCAUGCUAGGUCGUGAAGACGGACUCUACGGCGCCGUUGCGUUUGCAUACCAAGGGUAAAAAUUCCGAGGAAACCAUGGUUUCACAUCAUUGUAUUGCAACGUGCGAACGGUGCUCUGGAUGCAAGGCAUCGCCGCCGGUUCGUGCCAUUAAUUAAGCAACGUUUCUCGACGAUAUGUGUGUGCUGCUGCUAUUUUAC
This is a messenger RNA of Punctularia strigosozonata HHB-11173 SS5, 2326 nucleotides long. RefSeq lists its product as uncharacterized. The record is from RefSeq and is a predicted model, not a curated record. Bases 1 to 2187 code for a protein of 728 amino acids. Lineage: Eukaryota; Fungi; Basidiomycota; Agaricomycetes; Corticiales; Punctulariaceae. The transcript has 5 exons.